Messenger RNA from Fragaria vesca subsp. vesca, 447 nucleotides. RefSeq names its product putative pentatricopeptide repeat-containing protein At1g12700, mitochondrial-like. NCBI's taxonomy places the organism in Eukaryota, Viridiplantae, Streptophyta, Magnoliopsida, Rosales, Rosaceae. The transcript has a single exon. The coding region runs from base 1 to 447 and encodes 148 amino acids. The record is from RefSeq and is a predicted model, not a curated record. Gene Ontology annotation, molecular function: protein binding.
AUGGAAGGGAACAAGUUGAAACCAGAUAUUGUAGCUUACAAUAUUAUCAUUGAAGGGUUGUGCAAAGCUGGUGAAGUUCAGUCUGCCAAAGAUCUUUUCCGUGGUUUAUCACCAAAAGGAGUUCAGCCUAAUGUAAGGACAUAUAACAUAAUGAUCAGUGGAGUUUGCAAAGCAGGCCUCUUAGUUGAAGCAGAAGAGUUGCUUACAGAAAUGGAACAAAAAGGCUGUUCUCCGGAUGACUGUACCUAUAACACAAUUAUCCGAGGUUUUAUCAAUAAUAACGAGACAUCAAGGGCUACAAGUCUUAUUGAAGAAAUGCAUGAGAGGGGUUUCUCUGGAGAUGCAUCAACUAUGGAAUUGAUUGUUGAUUUGUUGUCAAAGGAUAAAGUUGAUCCUGUAUUAUUAGCGUGGCUUAAAGAUUCAAAGUUAAAUGAAUAUUUGAAAUAG